Molecule: messenger RNA, 1104 nt
Organism: Symbiodinium natans
Lineage: Eukaryota; Dinophyceae; Suessiales; Symbiodiniaceae
Source: the annotation of a GenBank genome assembly
AUGCUUGCAAGUCUGGAUCAAGGGCCGCAAGGGAAGGGGCCCUCUUGGCAAGAAGUCCAGGGUGUGGAGUGGGACGGCGCAACGAGUGCAAUGGCUCUUGCGUUCGUGGUCCCAGUAUCAGCCUACCCAAAAGUGACACAGUGGAAAAGAGCAGAAAGUCAAUGGACGCCGGGUUACCUGCACGGUGGUGGGCAGAGUGUCAUGGCAUUGACCAUGGCAACAUUGACAUUUGCUGGCAAAUUGAAGCCUCACAAGAGGCCCGUGCCACACUCCAGCACUAACAUGCUCAAUGCUGAGACGGCUGAAGCCCACGAAGGUCAAAGCAGUAACGCUUACGCAUACAAGAUGGUGAAGAUCUGCCUGCUGAUCACUUUGGUGCCGUUCCUGUUCUCCUUGGGCAACUACUCUUAUGAUCGAGCUCUAAGUGACUUUGAUGUCGAAUACGGGCCACACCUAUCUCAUCCAGCACUGCGAGCCACCUCGAGCAUCCAGGCCAUUCUGGUCUUUGCAGCGUUGUUGUGGCGCGAAAAGUACCGCAGUGAUCCUAUUGACCGACUCUUCGCCUGGCUUUUCGUGCCAGAGGCUGUGAUGCACAUCGUGCUGCACUUCUUCAGCCAUCACUGGCCCUUCGCUAACUUUGCCUUCGCAUAUGAUUUCAGUGCCGGAAUUGCACUUCCCGGAUUUCUUUCGCUUCUGUGCUAUGUACCGAAGGAGAAAAAAUUGCCAUGGCUGUAUCUUGCCUUGUAUGUGGCGACACAAAUCCCGAUUGUUGCUGGCCUGACAAACAUGGUAGGCCCCGCAAAAAUGAGAUUGCACUAUGCAAACAUCAACACCGCGUUCAUUACGACGCCGUUUUUCUACGGCAUCCUCAAGCGGUGGAAAGAUGUUCCAAAAAGUCCAGUGAUACUUGCUACAUUGACCAUUACCUACCAGGUCACAAUGGGAAUCAUGGGCCCGAUCACGGGAGGCACGAAUCUAAAGCUCUAUGAUCCGUCCUGCAUCUUUCAACAUGGUGUUGUCGACAUUGGCUUCGGGAUCGCGUACGCAGUUUCGAUCCUUUGUGGUGUUUUCAAGCCCGGCGUUCCGAGACCUACAUGGGACUGA